Molecule: messenger RNA, 2064 nt
Organism: Pichia kudriavzevii
Lineage: Eukaryota; Fungi; Ascomycota; Pichiomycetes; Pichiales; Pichiaceae
Exons: 1
Coding region: 1-2064 (687 amino acids)
Biological process (GO): regulation of transcription by RNA polymerase II
Cellular component (GO): nucleus
Molecular function (GO): RNA polymerase II cis-regulatory region sequence-specific DNA binding; DNA-binding transcription factor activity, RNA polymerase II-specific
Source: RefSeq, a predicted model, not a curated record
AUGCUAUUGAAAAAUACCGAAACACAGCAGGAGAAAUGUGAAAUAGACACAGAGGUCUUCAAUCAGCUACUCCAAUGCUGUUUUGAUCCUUCACAUGUGGCGUCUUCCGGUAUUGACAACUCAAGUACAGUAUAUCCUAAUACAGAUACCAGUAAUCGCUCUCCUUCUGUCAAAACCGAAACCACUAAUGAUAACGAUCUCCCCCCAUCUUGUACUAAUGCAAAUUCUUCAAUUGCAUCCUCCAGUAUAAAGUCAGAAAAUAGUCCUUACCCUCCCGAUAUGCCAGCUACUCUACUUGAGUCAUGUACUCCAAUUGAUUUGAAUCCUUGCUGUGUAACGAACUGUCAAGAUCAUCAUAACCAACAUCAACAUCAACAUCAUGAUCAUAUUCAUGAGAAAUUCACCGAUGAUUUGACAGAAAUGGUAAUGUUAAACAACUUCUUUACUGCCUGUUGUAAUGAUACCGGAGAUUUGAAAUUCCAAAAUGAUAACAAUAAGAGCUCCCUGAUAUCGCCCCCAAUAUCUCUAAAUUUCAAUGGAAUAUGUGAUGAAUCUAACCAAAAGCUCCAAACUACCACUUUACAAAACACCAGUAACUUAAGAGAAUCUUUGAGCAAUCAGGAUCAUCAACACAUUCAAGAAGGAAGUCAUAAGAUUCUUACCGAUCCCUCUGGACAUCAUCAUCAUCUACUGCAUCUACAUCACCAUAAUGGCAAGGAUAAAUCACAAUCACAUACUCACGAUAUUAUUCUGCAUCAUCACAAUUCACAUGUCUGUUCCCAUGGUGAUCCAUCCACUCAUCAUCAUCAUUUACUAUUUGAAAAUGAAAUAAACGGACAAAAAGUUAAGCACGAUUUUAUCCUACCCGAUUGUGACGUGCCCAUUAAAAAGGAAGAAAAAACAGGCGGCCUUAAUGAAAACACAUACGAUCAAUGCACAGAUUUCCUAACCUCUUCAAUUUGUAGUUUUGAAGAGUUAUUUGGUGAAAAGGAACAUCAUAACUGCUCACAUCAUACCCAUGGAUCAGCUUAUAAUAAUAAUAAUAAUAAUAAUAAUAAUAAUAGUCAACGCCAUCAGCAAAUGAGGACUUUUGAUUCAACUCCUGUCAAGUGUGGUUCGGCAUCUUGUCUCACAAAGAAUAUCCAUCAUCACGACUUGAAGCAUGAAACCCCCGUCCAUAGAGCUCAUUUUCAUUCUAACAUUCCAGGACAUUCUUCCUUUCUAAAACCAGAUGGCUCGGAUUCCUAUAUCUGUAAGUGGGACCAUUGUAACGACAGGGUGGAUGGUUCUGACUUGGAAAAACAUAUCUUUGAAAACCAUCUACAGUAUCUACCUUUAUCUCCAAAUGGUAUGGAUAGCGGUUACCAAUUGCAGUGUGAAUGGGACGACUGUGACUUUAUAACUGAAGAUUCCAACGAAUUCUUAAACCAUGUUCCCGAGCAUACCAAGGACGUCCCGAAAAAUCCCAAGAACUCAUCCGAUUCAGAGGAAGAGAGUGCUCAUAUUUGUAAAUGGGUAGAUCCUGAAUCCGGUGUAACGUGUAAUGAAGUCUUCGAGUCGACUGAAUUGCUUACAAACCAUUUGCUCAAAGAACAUGUCAAGUCGGGAAAGUCCUCAUAUCUUUGUCAUUGGGAGGGAUGCUCAAGAUGUGGCAAGCCUUUUACACAAAAACAGAAGAUUACAAGACAUUUGAAUACGCAUACCAAACACAAACCGUUUCAAUGUGAGAUUUGUAAUAAGCGGUUCUCACUUGAAUUGAUGUUGAAACAACACAUGAGAAUCCAUACAGGUGAAAAGCCAUAUAAAUGCGACAUUUGUGGUAAAACGUUCAAAACUUCAUCUAGUCUAACUAUACAUUUACGUGUUCAUUCAGGUGAUAAACCUAUGGAAUGUAAGAUUUGUGGGAAACGGUUCAACGAAUCUUCAAACUUGAAUAAACACAUGAAGAUCCAUUUUAGAGAAUUCAAAUGUGUGCAUUGCCUGAAAAGUUUUGACUCAAAACUAAAAUUUGAUAGACAUCAGCUACUCUGUAAGAAGAAGCCGAAAACUUGUGCACACUUUUAG